AUGUCUUGCAUACGGCAAACAUUUGUCUUCAUAGUGAUUUCGGUUUUUGUCAAAGGAUUUGAUUGUAAAUAUGAAAAGAUUGCACAUGGCACUGCAGUUGAUGCAAAUGAUUUUCCGUACUUAGUGAGAAUAAAUGUAGUUAAUAGAGGAUUUAUUUGUGGAGGAACUAUGUUCACUUCUAAAUGUGUUUUAACUGCGGCACAUUGUUUGAUAGGUACUGCUGCAACAUAUGAAUCACCGCAUGUGCAAAUCGUUGAUGUUAAUUACGAACGUGUACACUGGUGGAAUAGAGCUACUAUUGUAGGAUGGGGUUUCACCGAAAAAAAUAGAACGCAUGAUGUCUUACGUGCAGCAGAUGUAUAUGCAGUUAGAUGUAGCAGCUAUUUUUCAUAUGAAGAAACCCGACAUAUGUUAUGCCUAACAGGAAAUUUUGGACAAGAUGCUUGUGCAGGUGAUUCCGGUGGCCCAGUUAUGCGCAAAGGUAAACAAGUGGGUGUAGUUUCCAUAGGAUUGAACUGCGGUUUAGGACUACCAGGAGCUUAUACACGUUUAAAAAUAAUACGCAUCGAGUUUGAGAAUCAUGAAAGUAGGAGCUCUAAACUAAUGGUUUAUAUUCCGGGCAAUACACAAGUCUUGUGGAAUUCAAAUUUUCACAUGCACGCUCUAACAUUGGCAAGAGAUAUGCAGAAUUUGGCUACACAGCUUGGUAUACCCAAGAGCGAAGAUGCUACCAGUAAGAACAAAACAAAGAAGAGUAUAAUCAUUGAAGUAUCGGCUGAGCGUAGCUCUAUAUUUGAGCUUAAACUAUCAGAUCGUCAUAGUAUGCAAUUGUUUUUCGAGAAUUUAUUCUUUAGGCAUAAGGAUGACAAUUUCAUCUCGGCUGAGAAUAUUUUUAUCAAAAUUGAUGAUCAGCACAUAUUUACUCUAAAAGACGUAGAUGUUCAUUCGUUGCCAAAGCUGGAUAUGUUAACACUUGCACGUGUCAAUUGUGAAGGGUUUUUGUUACCAUGCAAUAAGGUAUGGGUGACUACAAUCGGAGUGUUUAAGGCAAUAUUUCCCUAUGACCAUGACUUUUAUGAUGCCAUCAACAACCAAUUCGUUUCUCACUUUAAGUGGCUAAAAAUGGUACACAAUUAUAAGAAGAAACCAUUCACAGCGAGUUCACCAUUGCCAAGUGACUUAGUAAUACAGAUUAAAGAAUUCUUACUUGAAAUUAGCGAUGAUCCAUUUGAAGUGAAAUUACGUGAUAAUUACGUUUUGUUGUUAGAUGAGUAUUUGGAGAGUUUGAAACGUAGAGCUCUUUUCGAUAAAAAAAUUGCCGAGCGUUGCUCAGAAAGACUUUUGGUACCUGCUGGUACUAUUGAGAGUCUUCUCGCAAAUUUAGUCAAAAAGAAUUCAGAGAUUUAUAUACAACGGUCUAAAAAAAUCAAUGAGAAAGGACCUGUGCGAACGCGUCUUCUAGCUUGGAUAAUGACUGAUGUGGAGAUUAUGGCAAUGGCUGAUCCCUCAAUACAUGGUACAGAAAAUGUAACGCGUAUUAUGCGUGAUAUAGACUCUGAAAGUCCAUGGCCGGAGGAGGGCUUAGAAUUCACAACACUGUGGUGCAGAAGUAUCAACGUUAGUUGCUCUGAAUGGAAAUUCAUGUUAAGAGAUUUUCCGCAGCCUAUGUUCUAUGUAAAAGCAAUGCGUCUUUAUGGCAAUUUGUGUGGUGCUGAACAGGUUGCAUACAAACGAGCUAAACGUGAUGUUUUAAUAGAAGUUGGUCAUCCUUUUGAAACCGAUGUUGUGCAGCGCAGCAUGACGUCAUUAAAGUUUUACCAUGACUUUGAUUGCGAGUUGGAGUGUUGUAGUUAUGCUUUUGGCCCUUGCUGGGAGCCUGUGAUGGCGCAAUGUAAUCUUAGUUUUGAAAAAAUUUCUGCACCGUCUAAAGAUCCAAGUCCAGCACUACCGUUUUGGGAUAAAAUGCGUUUACUGUUUCAUGGUCGCUUGACGAUGAUUGUGAAGCAAUUUACAGUAUUACUGCAUGCUUCACUUGAUCCCUACAAUACAACUGAAGAAAUGGAACUAACGUGGAACAAUGCUGGUAUUGUUUGGACAAAUGCAAAAAUUAUGUUUAAAGGCGAGCUUAAUGUAACUGUGCGCACAGCUUCACGCUAUGAUGAUUGCCGUUUAUUACAUUUUCCUAAUUUAAAACUUACAUUUAAAUUGAAUUGGGUUUGUUUGGCUAAUCCCAACGAUCAUCAUGCAGUUAUGCCAUGUGCACCUGACAAGUUGCCUGAAUAUUCUAGCAAUCAAGAACAUGAUUCUUUUCGCGCAUUCCGCUCUCUCAAUUUGAAUAUUUGGAUAUCAUUUGAGACCAAACCAAUUCCAGGUGAUGAAGUUGAACUCGAUAUACCUAGUUUAUUAUUAUAUGGAAGUACUUUACGUUGGUUUGAGAGUCUGAAACUUAUCUUAUCGGGUGUUACUCGACCGACUAGGCGUGGUCCUGUUUUUAAUAAUGUGCGUCCACGCAAAAAGCAACUAAGUCGGCAUUAUAAAAAAGCCAAUUUGCAAAUGAGUUUACAUCGCUUUCAAGUUUUGUACUGGAUGUCACAUGCUUUGCAUAAGGGAUUUCAGUUAAAUGGUGGACGAGUUUCGUUUAGUUCAGAAUAUAGUCUAUCACUUUCUCCCAUUGAGGAUGGAUUAAUUCAUAGAGAUCGUGCAGAUUGGUCUACUGUGUAUAUGAAUUGUGAACUAAAUGAUGCAGAAAUAUGGUUAAAGAGCAUACUAACGGAGAAACUAGACAGUAGUUCUGAAAAUCUUGCUGCAGAUGCAUUCAAAAUUGUACGUUUUUACUUCUUAAGCGUAGCUAAAGUAUCUUACGGACGUGAAGCUGCUUUGUAUACAACAACUAACGAAGAGGAAGCGAAAACAAAAACUUCAACGCCUACACAUAAAUUAGUGGUUUACGAUUUGAAAGGUGCUUGGACAAAAAAUAAUCGAGACGUUGCUUUUGCACUUUUUGAUUCUUUUAUGAAGUCACAAAAACUAAAGAAUAAUCUUUCGACCGAAGCGGUGAAGAGCUAUCGAAAAGAAGGAGCAUCGUCUUUCAUAAAAAAUAAACGUAGCGAUAGCACAAUAACUUUAGCUAAUAACACAGCCGAAGGAAUACCCAUGGCUGCUGGUAAUGCAACUUUGAAGAAACCUCAACCCGCUAGUCAUGCAACUGCAAUGUUGCAGCAAUUGAUUGCAGAGGCAGAUCAUAAAUUUAAUGUUUACAGUGAUGAUCAAAAUACGCAAUCACGCGAAUUGCAAUUACAGGGCUUACAGGCUUGUUGUGCACUCGACGUCAUACACGAAAACUGGUCAAUAUCACUGGUGAAUUCUCAGGUACUCUUAAAAGGCUGUGAAACCUCAGGUUAUGUUAUAAUUAGUGCUGCGAAAGCAGAAAUUUUGCAACGUGUGCAUCGACCUGUAUGGCGUGAUAGAUCUUUGAUAUCAAAGACAACUUGGAAGGGUCUCUUGGAAUGCAUGCAGUACUACGCCACUGUUAGCGCUGGCGAAAACGAUUCAUUAUUAGAAAAAGAGAUUAUGUGGUUGACUGUAGAUAAUAUACAAGAUAAAGAUGAUACUGUUAUACAUGAUUUGCCGGAUAUACCGCACUUGGUGGGUAGUGGACGAAGUGUGGGUGGUGUUGUCUCAGAAACUGUGGGUGCUGCGUCAAUUGAACAUCCUGGUGAAACGCAACCAGUGCAAUUGCAACGUAUUGUAUCACGUUGUAAAUGUGAAUUUUUUUAUGUUAGCUAUGGUGACACUAUUGAUCCUAAUUCCAUAACUGAAGUGCCACCACCGCCAUCUGAAGAAACGCUUUCACCUUGGGAGAAACAGGAUGAUCCUGUAGAUGCCUUUACGCUUAUGCAUCAUGAUUUAGAUGUGUGUACGAACUCACUUCAGUAUGCUAUGAUAUUGGAUAUUGUUAACAAUUUAUUACUUUAUGUGGAACCACAACGCAAGCAAGCGCUGGAAAAACUCGCAAGAAUGCGCUUUCAAUUACAACUGCAUUCAAGUGAAGAUCAAAAACGCCCCAUACAACAAAAACAAACACUUAUACGUAGUUUGUUAAUGAAAAUACGUUCACUGGAGAAAGAUAUACAUUUGAUCAGUAAAGAACGCGCUGAAGAGGGCGAUACACUGGAGUUAAAGCUUGAAUUUGAAAGGGUGCAAAAACAAAUACGAGAAAGUAAAGAGGAGUUGAAUACAUUAAGUGAAGAAAUAGACAUGAUGUUACUCUGUUACAAAGAGACCCAACUAUCUCAACUUAGUAAAAUAUCAAAUGUACGUGCUGAUAAAUCUCUAACAAUUGUACGUGCAAAUGAAAUUUGUUUUAAGCGCGCUCAAUGGCGUCUAACUGAAACUGAUGGACAGAUCGGUAUUGCCGAUCUGGUGCUUAGUGGUUUCUUGUAUACCAAAAAAUCGAAAAGCGAUGACUCAGUGGAACAUUUACUAGAAUUAGGAAAUAUACGCAUGAGUAAUUUAAUACCACGUGAAAUAUAUCGUGAAGUCAUAAUGCCAACAGAAAUACAAAAGGAUAUGCCAGUGGAUACGCAUAAACGUGUGUUGCGCAUAUUUUGUCGCGAAAAACCACCUGUAGGUGGAAUAUCGGUAAAGGAACAUUUUGAGAUUAAUGUGGCGCCUAUUACUAUAGCAAUAACUAAGAAGUUUUACAGCACAAUGUUAAAAUUUUGUUUUCCUGAUCGCGACGCUCUAGAAACUGAAACAAAUGAUGAUAUUGAAGAGAAUUCCUCCGGUUCCUCUACCUCUUCUAGUGUGCAGUCUAAAUCGGCUAAAAAGACUGCGAAAGCAAAAAAAAGUUCCAAAGACUCAGAGUUUUAUGUAAAAAUAGAAAAGGAUGAUGUGGAAAAAAUGAAGGAACGCGCCGAGAAGAACAAAUUGUUUAUAUAUAUUAAAAUACCUGAGGUACCUGUGCGUGUCAGUUAUAAGGGAAAUAAAGAAAAAAAUCUCGAAGAUAUAACCGAUUUUUCGCUAACAAUACCAACAUUGGAGUACCAUAACGUUACGUGGACUUGGUUAGAUUUAUUAUUGGCUAUGAAAUCUGUCAGUAGGCGUGUUAUCUUAUCUCAGGCUAUUAAACAGAAAUUACAAAUACACCGGCGACAACCGAAUACUCUAGCAGGAGAACGUACCUCACCACAAGAAGAAGAUAAAGCAAGAAUGCUUUUUGGUAAUCGCUUAGCGAGUGAAAAUCGCAGCCAAAGAAAGGGAGUUUUUAAAUUUGCUUCAAGCAACAAAUGACGUCAAAACUAACACUGAAUUUAUUUAAAAUACUAAAGGAAAUUAUAUGAAAUUAAAGUAUUAUUUAUAUAUAACAAAAAAGUGGUCAA
Teleopsis dalmanni is the source of this 5381-nucleotide messenger RNA. RefSeq names its product protein KIAA0100-like. Bases 1 to 5292 code for a protein of 1763 amino acids. The transcript has 11 exons. Gene Ontology annotation, molecular function: serine-type endopeptidase activity. The record is from RefSeq and is a predicted model, not a curated record. Gene Ontology annotation, biological process: proteolysis. Lineage: Eukaryota; Metazoa; Arthropoda; Insecta; Diptera; Diopsidae.